AUGGCGCGGUCACGGUCGACAUGGCUUUUACAGAAGGUGGUGCGGAAUGAGGCCAUGGCAAAUGACCCCCCCGAGAUUUACGGAUGGAGAGUUUAUAUGCUCGCUUGCUCGGCUUGUUUUGGUGCCAUGUGCUUUGGUUGGGACUCGUCCGUAAUUGGCGGUGUCAUUGUGCUCCCUCCUUUCGUCGAAGACUACAAGCUCGGAGAUCCGAAAAGUGUGGCUUCGCAAAACCUAUCUGCCAACAUCGUGUCUGUGCUGCAAGCUGGUUGCUUUGCUGGUGCCCUACUCGCAUCCCAUCUCACCGAUAGAUUUGGUAGGAAAUGGUGUCUAAUUGGUAUCGCCUGGGUGAUAUUGGUAGGUGUUGCCAUGCAAGCCGCGAGCUCUGGCCACCUGGCACCGAUGUAUGUAGGACGCUUCAUCGCGGGCCUCGGAGUUGGAGCGGCCUCUACUAUCAACCCCAUCUAUGUCUCCGAAAAUGCCCCUCGAGCGAUCCGAGGGCUGCUCACGGGUCUGUACCAGCUCUUCAUCGUCACCGGCGGUAUGAUCGCCUUCUGGAUCAACUACGCUGUCAAGGUCCAUUUCAAUGGUCCGACGAUGUAUAUCUUCCCAUUGGCCAUCCAGGCUCUUCCGGCAUUCCUGCUUUUCGCAUGCAUGCUUAUGUGCAACGAAUCUCCCCGGUGGCUUGCACGACAAGAUCGCUGGGAAGAGGCGAAGGCUGUGUUGAGCCGCCUACGGAAUCUCCAGCCGACACACCCAUAUCUCGAAGAAGAGUUUCAGGAGAUUGCUGACCAGCUGGAAUACGAGAGACAACUCAUUGGCGACGCGACGUUCUGGAACCUUCAGAAAGAGAUGUGGACCAUCAAGGGUAACCGAAAUCGUGCCCUCAUUAGCAUUAUCCUUAUGAUCUGCCAGCAGAUGACGGGUACGAAUGCUAUCAAUACCUACGCCCCGACUAUCUUCAGCAACCUGGGCAUCGGCGGCAUUCAGAAUUCGCUCUUCAGCACAGGGAUCUACGGCAUUGUCAAGGUCACAUCAUGCAUCUGUUUCCUACUCUUCAUGGCCGACUCUCUCGGACGUCGCCGCUCUCUCCUUUGGACCUCAAUCGCCCAGGGCCUAGCUAUGUUUUAUAUUGGUCUCUACGUGAGAAUUGCACCUCCCAAAGAGGGUGACCCUGUGCCACCGGCGGGCUAUGUUGCCCUCAUCUGCAUCUUCCUUUUUGCUGCGUUCUUCCAAUUUGGAUGGGGCCCAGCCUGCUGGAUUUAUGCUAGUGAGAUCCCCGCCGCUAGGCUUCGUUCUCUCAACGUUUCCUUAGCUGCUGCAACACAAUGGCUCUUCAACUUCGUGGUUGCGCGCUCGGUGCCUGUGAUGCUAGUCACAGUUGGUGGAAAGACAGGCUACGGAACAUAUCUUAUCUUCGGAAGCUUCUGUUUCUCCAUGUUCUUCUUUGUCUGGUUCUUUGUACCUGAGACAAAGGGCAUCUCUCUUGAACACAUGGAUGAGCUCUUUGGGGUGACCGAUGCAGACAAGCAAGCUGUUCUCGUGGCCGGGACCAGCAAGCAAGGCGAUGUGCGAGAGGUGAAGGAAGAGAAUAAAUGGGCUUGA
Thyridium curvatum is the source of this 1602-nucleotide messenger RNA. RefSeq lists its product as uncharacterized. The transcript is spliced from 7 exons. The record is from RefSeq and is a predicted model, not a curated record. Lineage: Eukaryota; Fungi; Ascomycota; Sordariomycetes; Thyridiales; Thyridiaceae. Gene Ontology annotation, cellular component: membrane. Gene Ontology annotation, molecular function: carbohydrate:proton symporter activity. Gene Ontology annotation, biological process: transmembrane transport; carbohydrate transport. Bases 1 to 1602 code for a protein of 533 amino acids.